AUGUCUCCUAAUGAAACAGUGAAUCCAACACAACAAAGGGUACCAGCAGUACCAAAACCUAUUACUAAAACAAAUUCUGUUCCUCCCGUAGGUAAUUCAAUUCGAAGCCUUUGGGCUGCUCGUUUGGCGUCCAGAAAACCACAAAAGACGCCAGUAACAUCAAUUCCGUCAUUAAAAGAUGGACUACAAAAACAAGCACCUUUGGUUUUCACAACUAGAAUGCCACAAUAUGCAACAAGCGCACCACAAAUACAACAAGAAUCAAAACCACUUUCUGCAAGUUGGGACAUAAAAGCCACUCUGUCACAAAUGGCACAAAGAGUAUCAAAAGAGCAACAACAGCUAAGACUAUCAAACUCAAUAAGUAGUAGUAGUGUGCCUACUUCUACAAAACAACAACCUGUAUUGCAGCAACAAGUAACAGAACCAUCGCAAACGACACCACAGCAAGUAUCAACUGUACCCAGUUUAAUUCAAUCAGCGAUCGAUAUGGUACAGAAAGUACAAGGGGCAGGCGGUGCCCAAUCUUCUAAUGCUAUCUCUACUGGUCAAGUACAAUCUUCUACUUCUUCCAAAGUUGACACCGGAACUCUGAAGCAAUUGUCAUCCGUUAUUUCUGAUUUAACGCGUUACCUGGAAAGUACAUUAGGAAUGCUUAAUAAUACCGCAAAUGAAACACCCAAGGAGAGCCUGCAGACCACCCCUGGUAGUUCAUUGCCCAACAUAAACACGCCAACAUCCAUGCCAUCAUCGCCAUCUAGCCAGCCAAUAAUAACAGAAACGUUAAAUCAGCCUAUUGUAACAAAUAGUAUUCCGUCAAAUGGAGUGAAUGCAGAUAUACCAGCUCCAUUUACAGAAAUGCCGAAUAUGUUUAACCCACUUACAGAGACACCGGGCGCGUCAAACACACAGCCUGCGCCUAUUUCUAUGUCAGAUGUACUACGUUCGAGAUUUAUGAACCGAGGUUUACCCACUCAAUCACAAACGGCACCAAUUAACAAUUCUCCAUCGAACAUAAUAAUUGAAAGAAUAGCUGAGUCCGUGCCGACAGCUCCGCCAACAGAAGUCAUCAAUGCAAACCAAUUACCAAGUGAUCCAAACGCCCUGGCCAACAUGAACUUGUUACCAGCAGCGACAAGUGGUUCUGAACCUACACCAACCAACCAAAAUGCACUAGGUGAUGCAUUAUCUAUUUUUAGUACAUCUGGCAAUUCUCCAUUCACGAUAUCAGAAUCAAGGCACAGUUCCAUAUCCACAGCAACCGAAAGUCCAUUCACUGCCGUUGCGCAAGAUAAUCAAGCUCCUCCAGAGCCUUUGGUAACAAAUGCAGCUCCAUCCACAGCAGUAAAUGCAGUUACAGCAUUUGCAGAAACGCCGUUAAAUCAAGCAACAGCCGAGGCAACAAGUCAGACAGUGCUACCAGUAGAGCAGGCGGGGACACAAACGGGUAACACAGGGUCGUUAACGGAUCGAUUUGCCUCCGCUGGUGCGUCAACAAAUCAAGAGGCAAUAAAUCCAGCUACAACAGUGGACCAAGCAUCAUUAGUAGAAACGCCGCUAAACCCAACAGGAACACGUCUGACACCAUCAGAAAUGCCCAUAGAGCAGGUUGGAACACAAGCUGGUACGCAAAUGAAUCAAGUGGCAGUAAAUCCAGCUACAACAGUGGACCAAGCAUCGUUAGUAGAAACGCCGCUAAACCCAACAGCAACAAGUCUGACACCAUCAGAAAUGCCAAUAGAGCAGGUUGGAACACAAGCUGGUACUCAAAUGAAUCAAGCCGCAGCAAAUCCAGCUACAACAGUGGACCAAACAUCAUUAGCAGAAACGCCGCUAAACCCAGCACCAACAGCUGGAACAGUUACAGCAGUAGACCCAACAACAUUAGCAGAAACGCCGUUAAACCCAGCAGCAACAAAUCCGACACCAACAGAAAUGCCAAUGAAGCCAUCUGGAACAGUUACAGCAGUAGACCCAACAACAUUAGCAGAAACGCCGCUAAACCCAGCACCAACAGAAGUGCCAAUGGAGCCGACUGGAACAGUUACAGCAGUAGACCCAACAACAUUAGCAGAAACGCCGUUAAACCCAGCAGCAACAAAUCCGACACCAACAGAAAUGCCAAUGAAGCCAGCUGGAACAGUUACAGCAGUAGACCCAACAACAUUAGCAGAAACGCCGCUAAACUCAGCAGCUACAAAUCCGACACCAACAGAAAUGCCUAUGGAGCCCGCUGGAACAGUUACAGCAGUAGACCAAACAACAUUAGUAGAAACGCCGCUAAACCCAGCACCAACAAGUCCGACACUAUCAGAAAUGCCAAUAGAGCCGAUUGGAACUCAAGCUGACCCUUCAGCACAACAAGUCGCUGUAGACCCCACCACACCAGGACAAGUUAUGAACCCCGAGCAGUCACUGAACACGAUAACUGAGUCUGUGGGAAACCCGUCUUGGCAAACCAACAAUGCUGUUAAUAUUAAUCAAAUUAACCCUGAUCCCAAUCCCAAUACUAGCUUGGGGCCCCUUCAAAACGAGCAGAUGGUAGUUGGAAAUAAUCCUUUUGAAACUUCGAAUAAAAUAGUGUUAAGCCCAGCCGCAGCUACUAUUCCCGGAUCGCCAAUCGCGCAGACAGCAGGUGCUGGUUUCGCCGACCAAGCACCAGAAACACCAAUAUCAGAAACAGCAAACUCAAGUCAACAGGGAACAAUGCCCAAUUUUAACCUUGCUCAAUGGAACGCUCUACGAAGUUUUAUGGCAGCAUUUCCCCAAGUCUCACAGGCGGGACUGCUCCGGGGACUUGGGGCGCUUCCGCAAACAAGUAUUACCCAACCACAACCUGUAGUAGCACCACCGCCAUCCACCAUGCCACCACAGAGUACUUCUGUGGUUGAACCACAGCCAGAGGCCGCCCAGUCACAAACUGUUUAUCAGCCACAAGGCACAGUUCAACCUCCCACUGAAGGGCAAGCACAGCAGGUUGUAACAGUACAAGUUGCUUAGCAACCACACAAUAUCUAGACAGUAAGCUACAGACAGUCCGUCGUAAACGUAUGUUAACCGUAAAUGGGUAUUCAAACCUAAUAUUCUAUAGGGCUGAUUGUGAAUUAACCUAUCCCUGGCAUCCAUCUGUAUGACGUAUAAACACAACGUCAACCAAUCAGAUUAUUUCGUCGUUGUUACGUGAUCAUCAAAGCGACGACCCUUUUUCUCCGACAAUCUAAAAAUUCAAUAAGUUUUCAAUUUUUUAAAUUUAUGUGUUUUCUAAUCUAAAACAUUUUCUGUAAAAACUAAGGCCUGAAAAAGGUUUCACGGAGAUGUUAAAAUGUCACACUGAUCAGAAGUGAAUAUUCGCUAGGCCGCUACAAUCGCUUAGGAGGGAUGGCAUUGGCGUGGCUUAAUGAGCUCACGAUAUCAACAUUUUUCCAUCCACAAAUUAAAUCCUAAAACAUUUUUUUGAAGUAUUAGAAAAAUAAAUAAAGGUGUUAGAAGUAUAUCAAGAUAAAAAAAAUAUUUCUUGUUUUGUGUAAAAGGCACCGACCUGCCCGGACCAGUUAACGCAACAACGCCUUAUGUAAACAAUGCACGCGCCGUAGAGCCAAAAAUGGACGCCCCGUGAUGUGACGUCACCUGGUCAAUUAGUUAUCUAUUACAGGGAUAUAACAAGGCUUUUACAAUAACUCAAUGGAAGCGGGCGACAAAUAAAGUUAUUUCACACACCCGCACACACCUCUAUGGAACAGAUUGGUAAAAUGUAGGUUGUCUGAGAAAAACGCAUAGCCUAGUCACGUAUUGUCAUGGUGACGUGGCUAUCUGCAAUGGGGAUAGGUUUAUUUUACUAUCUAAAGCGUUUGAACGUUUCGAACUGAAGUGGAUUAGAUGUGAUACUUCUCGCGUGGUCUCUGUCUUUGGAUUAAAGUAACAGAAUUUCCAUUAUUUCUUGUAAGGAAGGUUUAUUACGGGGUGUUUUUGUACGUGGUGGUGGUAAUUUGUUUCAAACUGGGUAAUUUCGAAAAGAACUAUGCCAUCAUCUACUGUUUACGUUUCAAUGUACAUACUGUUCAGUGUAAGGGUAUAUGACCUCCCCACCGUUGUUUUUUUUGGUUGUUUUUUUCGAUUUGAGAAGCAUUAUGUAAGAUUUAAAUAAAGAGUUGGCUGCUCUUGCUAUAUAAUAGUUCAGGCAUAGAUAAUGAAAAAUGAAUACAUGUAUAUUGAAAAUUUCAGUCAAAUCUUUUCUUUUUUUCAUUUUCUUUUUUUUUGAGCCAAGUUAUGAGUACAAUGUAUUUGAAGUUUUGACAAGAUAAUCUCUGUUGUCGUGUAACAUUUCAUUCUAAUUGUUCCUUUGCGAGCGAGGAUAUUAGCUUUUGUAGGUUUGACAAGGUGUGUGCAUUUCUUGCAACCACCACUGGUUUUUCGAAGCUUUGCCUCGCGUCACCAUUUUUUAGAUUAAACCAAAAUAUGGCUGAACCUUUCGAAUCUACUUAAUAUCUGAGAUAUCCGAUGACAUCGUGAGUUGAUUAUGGUCUUGUCGUGUUAAUAAAAGUCUAAUUAAAACAUGUAGUUUACAUAACAUUUCAGGCCUUAAGGACCUGCAACAGGCAGAGUUAGCCCUUGCAUAAUGUAUGUUUAAUAAUUUAGAUAACAUUUCGAGCCUAAAGAAGGACCUGCAACAGGCAGAUUUUUCUCUUGUUUAAUGGUAAGUGCGGGAGGGCGGCACCCCACAUAAACAAUUACACAAGACAAACCCUGGACAAAAAACACAUUAUAUAAAUUUUCAAACAAACAACAAACGUAUAUUUUUGUAUCAAAUCAAGUGAACGUUAUUUGGUACUUAAUCACUGUAUGUUCUAGGGCCUGUUUCACGAAAUUUUAACUAAGAUAAAAUCCAAGUUUUAGUAAUUUUAUUGGAUAAUAUUAGACUGAUUGUAGUGCUUAGCCAAUCAAAAUUGAAGUAUCUACUAAAACUUGGAUUUUAUCUUUAGCUAAAAUUUCCUGAAACAGGACCUGUUUGUUUUUAUGGUAAAAUAUUUUAUGAGUAACAUUUAUGGGUAUAUUAAAUAUUUUGUCUCUACAGGAAUUUGAUAUUAAAUCACUGAAUUUAUUUUAUGUAUUUAUUAUAAUAUAAAACAUUAUUAAUAGGUUGUCUCUGGGAAAAAAAGCGGAAAAAAUGAUUAUGGCAUUUAUGUGAUGUCCUAGUUAAAUCGUGUCAGCGUAUAUUUAACAGGUUUUUUUUCCCUAGUAUUGUCGACAGAACAAAUACUUAC
Messenger RNA from Patella vulgata (common limpet), 5261 nucleotides. Its product is annotated as mucin-2. NCBI's taxonomy places the organism in Eukaryota, Metazoa, Mollusca, Gastropoda, Patellidae. The transcript has 3 exons. The coding region runs from base 1 to 3000 and encodes 999 amino acids. The record is from RefSeq and is a predicted model, not a curated record.